AUGAAGGUCUUUGUGUGUCUGAGUGCGCUUUUUGCCGUGGCGAACGCCGGCUUUCUGGGACUGCUCGGAGGUGGCGGCGGCGGCGGUGGUGGUGGCGGCGGCAGCAUCAAGUCGGGCCUCAGCCUGGGAGGCGGUAGCGGCGGUUACGGUGGCGGUUAUGGCGGUGGCUACGGUGGCGGACACGGUGGCUUGCACGGACAUGGACCCGUACAAGUGGUUAAAGUCAUUCACCAGCAGGGAGGCAUCUCCGGCGGUGGUGGCUAUGCUGGCGGCUAUGGCUAUGGACCCGCCCCACAGGUGUACAAGGUGAAGGUGAUCUCUGGCGGCGGCUCGGGCCCAGCUCCCAUCUACCAUGGCGGUGGUGGACCCGCCUCUGUCAAAGUGAUCAAGGUUUUGCAUCAGGAGUCUGGCCCUCUCGUCGGUGGUCCCAUCGUUGAAAGCGGCCCACAGAUCAUCAAGGUUUUGCAUGAGAACCACGAUAAUGGCCACCACAUCCAUGUCGGUCCAUCCGUGCACGCGCCCGCCAGGGUGGUGCGUGUCAUACACGAGCAUACUUCGUUGCCUGCUCCCGCUCCCAUUUACACUGCACCCGCACCAGCUCCAAUCUACAGUGUCCCUGCACCAGCUCCAGUUUACAGUGUACCUGCUCCAGCUCCAAUCUACGAUGCACCUGCACCAGCUCCAGCUCCAAUCUACAGUGCACCUGCACCAGCUCCAGUUUACAGCGCACCCGCUCCAAUCUACAGUGCACCCAUCUCAGUUUCGGCCCCCGCACCCGCGCCCGCACUUCAGCCCAUUUACAAUGCCCCAGCGCCUGCACCCAUUCAGUACAGCGCUCCCGUUCAAGUUCAGAACCAAUACAGUGCUCCUGCCCCGAUACAGUAUAGCGCACCGCUCCAGGCCCCAUCACCCGUGCUGAGCGUGCCCGAGCCCGCACCCGGUCCAACUUUUAACCAGGGCUCAGUCUUGAGCAUACCCGCACCCGUCGAGGAGGCACCAUUGCCCAUCGGCCACGCACCUGCCCCGAGCUAUGGCCCGCCUCAGCUGUAAAUAGCUAUCCAUUUUCAACACCUAAGAGCACAACUGCACCGCAGCACCACUGGAGGCAUCCACCAUCACCAGCACCAGCACCAGCACCACAUGUUUCAGAAUGUGGGGAUACAUCAAAGACCUCCAAUUCUAUGACUUCUAUCGACCUAUCGACCUAGCUUCUUUAUGCCCUCAAAACUCUUCUG
Drosophila mojavensis is the source of this 1235-nucleotide messenger RNA. RefSeq names its product skin secretory protein xP2. The record is from RefSeq and is a predicted model, not a curated record. The transcript is spliced from 2 exons. The coding region runs from base 1 to 1050 and encodes 349 amino acids. NCBI's taxonomy places the organism in Eukaryota, Metazoa, Arthropoda, Insecta, Diptera, Drosophilidae.